AUCCAGAUGGUUGGAUAAUCCCGUGGCGAUCACUUCCCUGUGUCUUUCUUUUCGUUUGAUUUUUCCUCUUUCUCCUCCCAACCAGCUAGUCGCUACCGGUUCAAACCCAUUUCGUUCAUUUCCUACCUACAGCUGGUCUGAUUAUACUCAUUCGACCUUGGCCUGAGGCCUUUCAUUCUUUUAGUUUGUUCUUUGAUAAUUGCUGUUGUUUUACACUCUUUAUAUUUACCCACUCGACAGCUUCAGUCUUAUCCUGCCAAGGUAAACGAUUUGAUGGAAUUUUAGACGACACCUUAUGGUGACCGACGAAUAUGCAUAUGAAUCAUGGCAUCAGAGUUGGAAAAUGGAAAAGGAGCUAUUUGACCCCUAGCCUCUCGUUGGAGCCCUUGUCACCACAUACACAACUAUCAAAACAAGAUGAUCACACCCCGACUUCAGUUUUACAUAUAAGAGAUUCCAAAGAAAAUGAACUGUCUCCAUCAGGGAAAGCAGUCCUAGCUUUGGUAUUGACAGGGGCAACCUUGCUUAUCAUCUUCCUCUCUACGUUUGUCUUUUUGAGAAGAAAGUACGGACCAGGGUACACGUUCUGGUCGUUUGUCACCGGAACACGGCCGGAACCAGUCAGGCGGACCGCCAGGGACCUGACGACUCCAGAUAUCAUGGAGUCGCUGCGAAAAGAUGCAAUGUCAAACCAGAAAACCCAGAAAACCACAGGGAAAGCGGCUGCCGAUCUCUAUCCUAUAUCAAAGAUACAAAGUCGCCAGCGAUUCCAGACCCUCCUCCUAAACCACCCCGCCCUGUCCCCAAGGCACAAACAAAAAAAAAACGGUCCCAUCUUGACCAGAAAUCAGCCGCAAGCACCACGUACAGUAUAAACAUUGACGAAAUCACAAAGGCCUCCAUACCUCCCAUUCCACCUCCACCCCCAAGUCCAACACCCAGCCGACUCAGCGUCAGCACUCGCUCCUCCGGCCCUCUUCCACCGUCAGUGUGUCAAUACGGUCAAGAAACGUGCAGUA
Molecule: messenger RNA, 1019 nt
Organism: Aspergillus wentii DTO 134E9
Lineage: Eukaryota; Fungi; Ascomycota; Eurotiomycetes; Eurotiales; Aspergillaceae
Exons: 3
Coding region: 312-875 (187 amino acids)
Source: RefSeq, a predicted model, not a curated record